Messenger RNA from Lachancea mirantina, 1788 nucleotides. The record is from the annotation of a GenBank genome assembly. Lineage: Eukaryota; Fungi; Ascomycota; Saccharomycetes; Saccharomycetales; Saccharomycetaceae.
AUGAGUAUAAAAACAAGGCGAAUCUCACCACUUUUCCUUGCAUUAGUGAUCAUUAGAACUGUAAAUGCUCUGGUCAUAUCAUCAUAUUUUCAAGCCGACGAGUUUUGGCAAUCUCUAGAGCCAGCUCAUUGGAAAGCUUUUGGUUAUGGCGAGAUCACUUGGGAAUGGGAAAACAAGCUUAGAAGCUAUGCUUUUCCGUUCAUGUUUGAAAUUGUUUACAGAGCUGCGAGAUUUGUAGCUAAAGUGUAUGAGACAUGGAGCAAUUUGAGUGCGGGUUUGUUAAUGCGAUGUGUUACAGUGGGUUUUCCAAAUUGGCGAGCAGCUUGGCAAUUUAUUUGGCAAUACAGGCAAUUUAAUCGGGAUGUUAAGGAGCUGAUAGAAUACACACUUGUCAUUUAUGGACCUAAGGUGGCAAUGGCUUUGUUAGGAGCCACGGGAGAAUUUUACCUUAUACAGUUUGUCCAAAAGGUUUUUGCCGUGCAACGGCCACUUCAAGCUGAUAAAAAGGACCAAACCACGGUUCUGGUUCCAGUGGCUCAAUACGCGACGAUCUUGUGUGUCACAAAUUUUUUCAACUGUUUCAUGAUUACUCGGAGUUUUAUCAACACCUUUGAAAUGGAUCUUACAUGCAUAGCGCUUUAUUUCUGGGAUUGGAGUGGUGGCACAAAUAUAAAUUCGACCAAUUUUACGAAGAGUCUUUUUUGCGCGUUUUUCGUUUGCCUCCAAAGACCCACUAAUGCCUUCAUUUGGAUUCCUUUGGGACUUUUCCUCGUAAUGGGUCUCUUGGGUGAAAGAAAGUACUACGAGAUCGGCAAACUUGGCUUUAAAAUAAGCUAUACUUUCACCUUGGCGUUUGCAAUAAAUUUGGCUAUUGAUUUUUACUUUUAUGGCGAAUUGACUUUCCCAGUUUAUCGAUUUUUCGAAUUUAACGUCACUAGCUCUUUGUCGUCCUUCUAUGGGAAAUCCCCUUGGCAUUUCCAUUUAUUACAAAGCAUUCCAAUAAUUCUAGGCUACAGUAUUCCGCUUGUCCUGUAUGGAUUUUUUAAACCGGAAAAACGGAACAAUCAACAAUUGCUUACCUCACUGUCACAAAUCAAAGUUGUUAUCAUCGUCAACAUCAUUUUGUUCAGUCUCAUCCCACACAAAGAGUUUCGUUUUCUUUAUAUGCUGCAUCCACUUUUUACAGCGUUAGCGACUUCAGCUCUACUCGAUCUUUCACUCAAAUAUCGCGGACUCGAUUUUAGAAAGACGCGGUUUUGGAUUUUACCACUCAUAUCUGUAAUUGCUGCAAUGUUGUUGUCAUCAUCGCACGAAACCGGGGUUGUGGAGGUAAUGAAGUAUUUGCAUAACAUCCCCAAUGUACAAAGUAUCGGCUUUGUAAUGCCUUGUCACUCGACUCCCUGGCAGAGCUAUUUACAUCGCAACGACAUCUUAGACUUAUGGUCUAUAUCGUGUGAACCGCCGCUAUUUCUCUUGAAAGAUCCCUCUUCGGCAGAAAAGCUGCAAUGUUACAUGGAUGAAAGUGACAUUCUUUAUGAUGAUAUCCCGCUAUUCUUCCAGCGCAACUUCCCGCCCUUUUCUCUGGACAAAGAUUCACAGUCUCGGUUCAAUCACACCUGGCCCGAAUUUUUGAUCAUAUUUCAACAUUUAGAUGACAUUUUCAUGAACGAUUAUCUGAGAAAUAGUGGUUACAUGAAAUUUCAAAGUUUUUACAACUCUAAGAGUCAUUGGGACUCCAGAAGGGCUGGAGAUGUCAUAAUUUAUUAUAGGCCCGAGUUAAUAUAUUGA